AAACAAUACAAAUUGAGAGACAGUUGUUUUGCCGGCAAAAAAUCGCCGAAAUAUAUCAAGAGAUGGAGACUAGUGUUAUAUGUGUGACUGAAAUGGAUACAGACAACUGUCAGAGAGAGGAAAUUAAGGCUGGUGGGAUACUGGAAGCAGGAUGUGUUUACUUGAUAAUGAGGGAAGGCUGUCAUGUAUCCCUAAGUUCUAGAACAGAAUGGUUACUGGAACAUCUAAACAAAACAGUUUCCAUCGAAGAAACGCAGACCGAAGAGCAAGAGCUCAUAGUCAGAUCUAUCGUGCCAUAUGAACCCCCACCAAACUGUAAUUAUGAAGCUAGUCAUUAUUAUAAAUAUCUCAUCACACAACAGUCAAAAGUAGUUUUCCUGUCUCACAAGUACCGUAUAGUUUAUUGUUUAGACAUGAGUCCCUCAUUGUCUGCAGUGGAUAUUCAAAGAGGUGAAGUUAUGAUAGAUGAGAUGUUUGUUUCUUUGAAACAUAGUUUGGAAGGAUUAACAAAACCAUGUUGUAUUCCUGGCUCAUCUGUGGAAUUUAGGCCGCAGAUUUAUGUUACAGUAAUAGCUCAUACUCCAUUCUUCACCACACCAGCUCAGCAGGUGCUGGUUCAAGGCUGGGAAAUUACUGAAGAAAAUUUAGAAAUAUUUCUUAAAACUGUUCAACAGCAGCUUCUGGAGCUAGAAAACAUUGUGGCCGAAGUAGCGGGUAUUGCAUAUGAAAGAGUGGAAACAAUUAGAGCUGAAUCUGAAAAACUUGUUGGGGGACUGUUUGAGGAAACCAGUGAAAUGAUGCAGCCACCAACUGCUCACAUUCCUAUGGUUAGUCCAGAUUUGGGAUUUAUCAACAUGUUACGUUAUGCCAUAUUGGCACUGAGGCUACUUCCUGACUCCAAUUCUUCAAAUAUUGUCAUUCUUACGGAUGGAAUUAUAGCAGUACCUGAUGCACAUGUCUUUGAUUCUCUCAUGAAUCAGCUACGUACAAAUACAAUACAAUGUUCUUUUCUUCAUGUGGGAUCAUUGUUCCAUCCAGAGUGUUGUACAGGAAUGGUUCCUGAUGUGGACAUCAUGAAAUUUAUUGCAGAAGCUACACACGGUGUUUGUAUGAACAAUGUAUCUGAUUAUGAAAUAAAUGCAGCAGCCUGUAUGAAUGUCUACCAUAAUGCGUUUUUGACAUGGAGCUUUUACACAACUUUUCCUUCUGUGCCAUCAAAUUACCACUCAUCUCAUGGAAACGUGCUCAUUUGGAAUACAAGACCUUACUCUUUUCGUGGGACUGAAGAACCACAGUUACUGCGUAAAAACCAAAUGGAAGACAAUUUGAAUUUGAGCUUAUCAGCAAUUAUUUGCUGUCGCCAAAAGGAAGGAUUUUCUAUUAGGGCAAUUAAUAUCUGUGAAAGUCAUUUGGAGAUACAUCUUGUUCUUCCAUGGAAAAACUAUAUUUAUCUUGAGUACGUCCUCACUACUCAGUGGCCUAUUAGUCCAGUUACGAGCACACCUAUACAUUAUCGCAUUAACAUUGAAGCACCAUAUGAAUUCCUACAUGAUGUCACAUGCCUUGUUAAGAAGGAGUUUAAAUCUCCAUAUCGACAAGCUGUAGUAUCGAGAUUUUGGGCCACGUUCAAAAGUUUGGGAGUGUCUGAUCAAAUAUUAGUUCAUCUUAACACUUUCCUCAGUAAUUCUACUGCAUAUGUAGUACCUGAGAGCAUACGCAGUGGUAUGCCUGUAUUUUAUCUUCCACCGAAUUCGUGCAGCCCUUCUCUAACUUCUAGUGAUAUGACUAGCCCACAGUUUUGGCAGUACUGGCGACAGAUUGUUUUGAUGGAUCCAAAUUCAUGGCAAAAGUGGCUGUAUACAAGAACUGUUAGUUUGAUAUUGCAACAUGACCAUCCAUUGCCAAAACACCUGCAUCUGGCAAAUACAAGUGGUCGCUUUCAGGUCAUUCAGUGUCGUCAGGCCGCUGCAGCACUUUACGCUCUUCUCAAAGACUGGAGCACCUUUGUGCUGAUUGAGAACCAAGCGUAUGUUAAGCUCAUCCCAGGUGAUUUAGAGAAGCCCCCUCAGUCUUUUGUUGCUCUAAAGGUAGCCUCAAAAGCUCCAUGUGUAGUGCUCCAUUUAGCUUUUCUUGAGGGUACACCAUCAAUGAUACGACAACAGAUUGUAGGUCAACUGAGAGAUCAGGUAGCCCAUCUCACAUUUCCUCAGAGGCCUUCUACUAAGGAUGUACUGCCAAGAAAAGUUUCUGUGACUCAGAAUUUACAACAGCAUUCGCCAGUUACUAGGACGUGGUCAGAAAUAAAGUGUUGUUCCCUACUACGUAAGCCGGUUGAAAAAAUUUUGAUCAGGUAUGAACGUGUUCCACCAGAUUUCAGCACUGUUGUUUUCCCUGAUGGAACACAACCUGCAACUUCAGGAAAGCAAUUACUCUACAACAUGGCAGGUGCUAAUGCAGGAGGACUGCUUACAACUUUAUCCAGAUACUUACAUCACCGCCGCUGGCUCUGGUCAACACAAUCUGGACCUAAUUCAUCUAUUGGGAUACCAGCUAUCGCCAGAAUUCUUUCAACUAUAACAAAAAUGAGGCUUCAGGAAGGCUUCACUUUUGCUCAUUCAUCUGCUGGGAUUAUUAAUAUGGUUCUUGAGGUUGAGAUGAAGUUGCCAAGCAUCAAGGAUAAAGAUGAGGAUGAUGAGGAUUGCAUCCAGCCGUGUGUAAUCCAGUAUGUUCUCUUCCCACCUCAUACAACCUCAAUGAGCAACAAGGAAAGUAAUUCUGAAGAGGGCACAGAAGAAAUUAUAACAGAUGCUGAUGCUGAUACAGAAGGAGAGCUGCAGAUAAUUGCAGAGUGCUGGAUAGAGCCACAGCAUGGCGUUGUUAUUAACAGCCCACCAGAAAGGUCUUACAUGAAUAAUCUCCCCUAUCACAAAUUGGCAGAUGCGAUAUGCAGUGUUGAUUAUGAGUGUAUCUCUUGCCUGCUUACAUUUGAACAUCUAAGUCUGAUGUGCAAAGGUGAUCAAGUGUCAUCCCCUACUAGAUCAUUAGCUGAUGGCCAGACUGUUAAUAAUCCUUACCAAAGGGUAAUGGACUACUUGAAGAACUGUGACAGUUCUGAAAUACAAGCAGCAACAUUUUUUGAAGAGAGAAUAAACCACAUACCAUUUCCAUUUAACCUGAUGCAUGUAUUGCCAAAAUGUCAGCAGGCUGAAUUAUUGCUGUCUACAUUUAUACAAGAUCUCAGUGGUAAUGCUUACAUGGAGAAAAGGAACUCUUCAUCAUCAUCUACUCUUCCAGAAGAUGGGCCAAAUAAUUUGCUUCUUGAUGCUUUGUAUGAGCAUCUGAAAAAGCUUCACAAUAAAGAACUAAACCUGAGUGAUGAUGACUGUGCGAAGUUUCAACAACUGUUAAUAGCAAGACAGAGGGAAGGAAGCACUUAUCCAUUACCAGUUCCUUGCAGUGAUGCAGAUGAUUCUGACGGAAUACCCAUUCCAAAGUGGAGAUGUUUUCUGAAAGGGAUAAGUGUUACACAUGUAAUGCUGACAUUUGUGCCGGCUACAUACACGGACCUGAAAAAUCUCAUGCUUUCAGGAGAUAUUUGGAUGACAAAAGACACCUUGGCGGUAAACAUCUGGAACGAUGUAGAUGAAAAUUUACAUUUGGAACUUGCCAGUAUUUCAAAUAGUGAACAAAGGGUUAAUGAGAAAGGAGCCAUAUAUUCAAGUUUGGACAGGCUUAGCUCACUUGUAGAUAUUCCGCAAAAAGUAGCUGGUGGCUCCUCGGUCACAGCAACUACUCCAGCAUCUUCAUUGUCUCGUAGGUCAUCAUGUGAUGCUUCACAAAUCCAUGGCAAUAUAGCUCAUUUAAAACUUCAGGCUAGUGGAGAGUCAUCUUGUGACUUUCUCAAUGAAACACCGUUUCGUAUACGAGCUAGUUCUCUGGAUGCAGUAACAAAGCGAACAGUACGUGACAUACCAUAUAAACUCUUCUUAAAAACAGGAUCACUUACUGAAGAUCUUGCUGCCACUGAUGAUUCGGUGCUAAGGAAUAAGCAUUCUGGUGGAGAGAACAGCAGUAGCUCAAAGAUGGGUGUUUCAUAUCAACACAAAACAUUAUUGCAUAAGGCUGAUGAGAUACCAUUGCUAAAAAGAAAACCAUCAUCUAAUUCAACUAGUGAAAAGAAUCAGAGUAGUGCUGAGGAGCGAAAACCUGUAUAUGGUUCAGUUACAUUGCCAGUCUAUAUGUAUGACUGCUCACUCUCUGUUUUAAUGGAAGCUCUAGUGUAUAAAGAUUCUGCUAAUAAAGCAGUUAAAGAUAUUUAUGAUGAUCAGAGGCGUAAAGUUGAAGCUGAACUGACAAGUGAAUAUCUUCCAAACUGUGAAUUUGAUAUAAAGAGCAAGAAAACAGAUGAAACUGGUUACAAACACUCCAAUUCAGAAUCAAAAUCUGAAGACUCCGAUUCUACUUUAGACAAGCCUACUCUAAAACAACACUGCAAAUUAAUUAGUUUGGCAUUCUAUAGAUGCUAUGUUUACACAGUAUUUAAAUCAUUGCGGCAGAGUUAUGUUAUGCAUGGAGCAGAUAUUCAGGCUGCAGUUGCUGAAUGUGAAGAAAAUUUGAUUGAGAUUAAUAUCACAAGUUUCUUGAUGACUGCAUGUGGUCACCUCAAGGACAUUCAAGCAAACAGUCAGAAAGAUGUGAACGUUGUGGAAAUAAUAUCAAACACUGACAGUGAUGAAAAGAAACAGCCAAAACCAGAUGCAUUAUGUGACACAAAUAAAGAUGAAACAUCUGCAGAACAACUUCAGGAAGCAACUGAAACACUUAAAUUAGAAAGAAGAAUAGAUAAUGUUUUAAUGCUGCCAUUGUCAAAACUACAGGAGUCUGCAAUAUGCAAAGAACUGAAACAGUUGCAUAAUAUGAUCAAACAAAAAUUUAAGAACAUUUUGAGGGUGUACUUCAAACCUGUUCCCUCACACCAGGAGUAUUACUUUUGUGAUCCAGAUUGGGAAAAGAUACAUAUGGAUAUGGGCUCAUAUGACAUUGAAAUUGAAGGAGAGAUCAGGAAAACUGAAACUGGAGAUGCUGCAGAUAUUGAGACUUUCAAUUCAGAGUUGGUGGAAUUUCAGCCACAGCACUGUGGAAUACCAGUCACUGGCUGGGAGGCUCACCCUCUUCAAACUCCAGAUGAUGCCAGAACGUCACUUCUCUCUAACAUGGACUCUGAUAGUAUCAGUGAUAUAGAAGAUGAUGACAUAUCAGAUGAAGCACCACCAUUGUUCCUUCAUUUGACCUGCACUAUUCAUGCUAAGGGUAGCUCUGGAAGCUGCACAGUUACAACUUUGCCAACAUGCAUAAGUGAACUAAUGGAGUGCUUGGAAAAUCCAGAUGCAGACAUAAAUGUCAGUGGCCUACAGGUAACGUUGGAUGUGUUUUGCCUAACUUUGCCACCCACUGUGGAAUUUGUUACUUCAGAGAAGACAUUAACUGAAAUGAGAAGUACCUCAUUCUGCAGUUCAUCUCCAGUGCCAACAGAUGGAACUAAUUCACCUGUCAGAUCUACCCACAGCAGUCUUACAUCAAAUCAUCAGUAUGUUUCAGGGUCUGCAGCUGACUUUUUGCAGCAUCUUCCAGAUUAUCAACACAAAGCUGUUGCAACAUCUGUUGAAGAGAUUGAAUGGUUGCUGCGUGAUUGGAGAGCAACAUUCCUGCUCGAUGUAUUUCCUAUUCGAGAGGAGACUUUGGAGUUUGUUGCAAAGCAUGUGGGAAGUUCACUCGGUCGUUCAAGUUGCUUGCUUGAAAAAGUUCCUUUACAGUUUGUCUUUGGGCCAAGUCAAAGUCUUGAGAGAUUCAUUCAGGAAUUCAGCAAUUUAGCAGUUAGUGGUUAUCAUCUUAUACAACUUGGACAGUUUUAUUAUCUUGUCAAAAAUAAGACUCGGUCAUCAAGGAGAAACAGUUCCUUAAUUCCAACUGUAGGAAACAAAGUCUCGUAUCAGCCACACAUGACCGACUGUGCUGAGCUGUAUGCAGAACCUCGAGAAAGGCUUAUGGAUAGAGAGUCAAGUGCAGAGAAUGGAAUACCUGAGAGUGUAACUAACACAACCAUGGAAACUUUGGCCAGUGAAGACAAUAUUUCUGCUGUAAAAAGCCUUUGGAAGAUACAAGACAUAAGUAGUAGGAGGAAAACACAGCUAGAAGACAGUGAUUCUGAUGAAGACUCAGAGUGCCAGAAACAGCGCAGAAAGGAAAAGAAAACUGCCCAGAGUAAAGGAAAAGUAGAACAGUGGGCUUGUUCAGCUGCAGCAGAACAUGAGACACUGUCACUCUCAGCUUCACCAUCCCUCCCUCUUACAGGCCAGGAUAAUGAAAACAGACCCAAUUCAUCAGUAGUCAGAAGCCAGAGUUGUGAAGUUGUACAGUGUGGUGGAGAAGAAUUAAAUCAAGAUGCAGAAGCUGAAUCAGUAAUUCCUCCUUUGAACUAUCUACAGUGGAGUAAAAAACAACUAGCUUCUGAGUACAGAAGUGAAGUGUCAAGUCUUGUUGAGAGUGGCCAAGGAACAGAAGAUGGUUAUGAGGGAGACAGCAGUGACUCAGCUGACGAAUGUGAUUGGCUUCAAGAUAUGGAAACACGCAGGCCAUCACUUCCUAACUUCUGGUUAAUUAUGAAAGUAAAUGAAGAUGCUGUAAUUACAUACUUUCAUUGCAGAUUUAACGAGAUGGAGAAUGAUAAAGUUAGAGCUUAUAGAGAUGUUCAGCGGAAUAUGAUCAAAAAUAUUAAGGACUUAUGUAAACUUGUAAAUCAGACAAUGUUGCUACAAAAUUUACAUGACACGCGAAUGUGUGAUCAGCUUUUGGAACCAGAAACGAGUGAAGAUAUAUGGCCUUCAUCAGCAGAACUUUCUCAAUCAUCUAGUCAUCCUGUCAGUCGUUUGAAGUCUACUGAUGAUGGAACAGACAAUGAAUAUCAGUCAAAUUAUUUAGAUGCAACAACAAAAUUUAUGCCUGGAUGGUUUGCAUGUAAUGUUGUUUGGGAAACUUAUUUUUCCCUCCAUCCUCGGUUGAAGACAGGCCCAGGAAAGCCUGCUUUGUCUCGUGGCAUCCAAGCUCUGCGUUCUGUUCUGAACCGCUUUUCAGUUAAUAAUCGCAAAAAUAUGUUUGUUUAUCAGGAUCAUACAGGAAAUGUGUUUUAUUUGAGGUUACAUGAAAAUGUGCAUUUAUCUUGCAAGCUUGGUCUCACUGGACCUCCUAAAUCAGACACUGAUGAUAAUUCACCCGGGCCUGUAUCAAGAAGCUCAUCAUUGACCUCAUUAAACAUUUCAACCAGAAAGCAGCCCAGUUUCGUUUCAGAAGAUGGUCUCAGUAGUCAAGCAGAGGAACUAGCUAGGAGAAAAUCAUUUGGGGAAAGAGAUGCACCUGCUGUGCCUAAUGGUUCUGGCUCCAAUGAUGCCACACCACAACCACCAGCUGUGAAGCCUGAUGAUGUUAUAUUUUUAAAAGUUCAUGGUAUUUCUGAAGCAGGUCCAGAAAUAAAAGAAGAACUCAUCCAAGUUCUUCAAAACCGUUUGGAUGAUGCAAUAUUGGAAGUUCUUUCUGUGAUGCUAGCAAGGAAUCCAAUGUGCAAACUUACGCCUGAAGAUGUGCAUUUUAUACAAAAACCCUAUAAAUAUCCAGAAUCAAUAGUGAAGUUUAGUGUACCAAAACAUGCACUGCAACAUAUUCAGGCAUUGGAGUACUAUCUACGCCAGAAUAUACUGCAGUUUCUGUACACUCCAAAGUACACAGAUCCACGCCCUGAAUACCAUUUUCAGGAUUACUCGCAGCCAGAAACAUCAGAGAAACGAGUACCUGAAACUGAUAUAUUCCUAUACAACCAGAGCCCUGCAUCUGGAAAUAAGGGAAUUGCAUGUAUUGCAAUAGCAGUGGUAGACCAUUCUGGUUUUCUCUUACAUCAUUCAAGGUACCCAAAACCAUCAAGAGAUGCAUACAGUCAAGAAGUAAAUCCCGAAGACUUUGAUCCACUGACAUCUGUGUUACCCAGCUAUGAAGAGAAUUCUGAUGAUUCAGAAGAAAUGGCAUUUAUGGAAUUCCGCAUAUGGAAACAAGGCAGAGUUAACAUUGAAUCUCUGACACUGAAAAUAAAAUCAUCUGUUCGGCAUGCUUUAUGGGAUCUACUAACAGAGUAUCACCUGCUUACAGCACCAUUUACAGUUCCUCUGACUUCUGCUGUGAACCUGAAGACAGUAUCUACUGUUGAAAGACAAUCAUCUCUUCCUGAUGAAGAUGCUGUUGCUGAAGAAAUGUCAACCAAAAUGCCCAUGAAGGAAGAUGACACAGCUGUAGCUGGGGACCUUUUAAAUGAGUAUGAAUCUGGAGAAAGUGGAAUUCUGCAUAAGAUGUAUGCCAGUGUAAUUAAUGAGUGGCUUGAAUUUGCUGUUCAGAUAGGAGUUCCAGCUGUGAAAAGGUUCUGUGUUACCUUAACAUCAAGGCAUUCACUGUCUGUGACAGUUAAGGAGCUUAAGAAUCUUGUUGUCUUGAAUGCACAAGACACAACUGCACUAGUGUUUAACAGAGUAACAAAUGAACAUCAGCUUGAGGAGGAGGAAGAUGUAUUUGUACCUGUGAGUGUGUCCGAUAGUGACAUACAUGAUCAACCAAGGACUGAUUCCAAAAGCCUUAUCGUAGGCAGAAACCUAGCACAGUGGAAGGCAUGCCUAACAGAUGAUGGAGUUUUUGACAAUGAUGUCCUAGAUCCAAAAGCCCAGAAAGGAUUUCAAAAGUUUCCACCCCUUCUUGAGUUAGUGGAAGAGAACACAUGUUUUGUGCCACGUCAGAGGUUUCUUUUUGCUGUUUUAAAUGAGUUGCAGAUGAUUGUGUACACAUAUAACUGGUCAAAAGAUAGAGUGGAAAAUUUGAAUAAACAGGUUCAUCUCUUGGGACAGUGGCUAAGUGCACGUUCAGGCCUGCUCACAUGCCUGACAGCACAAAAACUUGGACUGUUUCACAACCAGGAAGUUGCUCGAAAACGGCAUACAGGUCUUCAUCCUCAGAGCAUGAAUAUCUACAUGUCACACAUGACAGAAGUGGAGCAACUAAUAAAAUUUUCACCAACUUCAGCACUGCUGAAAGAUUUACCUUCUCGGCGUCAGAUGUCGAGCACGCAUUCCCUCAAUGCAGUAACUCGAAAUGUUUUUCGUGACAGUAAAGUCAGUCGACAACCCUUUAAAAAUUCAUCAACCUCUGAUCCAGUUUUCCAUAUCAUUCAGCAAAUGAUGGAAGCACGGAAUAUGGACAAGAGAGAAGACCAAAAGAAGCUGUAUAUAAUGUGGCAAACGCGCGGUGCUACUCCAAACAUACCACUGGAUGAGGAUAUUAUUGAUGUCUUUAAAAGUCAUUCAAGAGUAAUUCAUUAUUGUCUAACUCCAUUGCUGUUUUUACCAAGAUGGCGUAUCCAAGCAGCUGCCACGCGGGACCACUUACUCAGUCUCUCAACCUCAGGGACUUCACCUGUCCUUAAUGUUGAAGACUCACCUGACCACUCACAGAAGAAUAACAGUCCUGCUAGCACAGCAAAAGAUACUGAAGAUAGUUCAAGCAUUUGCUCUGAAACAUCUUCACGUCGUUCGGUAGAAGAAAAAUGGCACAGUACUUUAUGUGCCAAUUUUGUUCUUGAAUAUAAACAAUAUCUCCAAACACUUGGAUUCAUUACAAUACAGACAAAGCCUGCUGCUGUAAAGAAAAGUCAUAAGCGAUCACAGAAAAAGAAAGAUGAUGAUGAUGGGAAGAAGAGUUUACAGAAUCUUUCCCCCACAGAACUUGUAGAGAGAGGUGUGUGGUAUCUUCAGAAGUCACUUCUUGGCGGAAUUCUUCUGUUUGAAAUCUCAUUUUGUGAGCCAUUUUUGCUUGCAAAACUGCACGCACUAGAAUGCUCUCGCCUUCAGUCAAAGACAUCUAGUGCUCUAAUAUCUCAGUUUACACUUAGCUUCCUGGAUGAAUGUGAUAAAAUCAAGAUCCUGAUGCAUUUGCAUUCAUUCACAUAUGAUUACCAUUUGAGAAGCAUUGCUGGUUACGUAUCAGGUCGCCAAGCGCUUCUUCGUCAGGGUUAUCAUUUAACCCAUUUUCUGGAAGAUUUUAUGAAGUACUACUCCAAAGCUCCCAAUUUUGCAAGAAACCUUGUAUAUGCAGAUGUACUGGAUGUGGAAGACCUGACAACACCAGCCCGUCAACUUUUCAACUACCUUUUGAGUCAUGAGAAGCAGUAUCGGAUGGAAGUUUUUCGAAUGGAUAAUGAAUAUGUUCUUGUUCAACUUGAAAAUACACCUCAUAUCACAUAUAAAGAUGCUCAUGAUGUGAAACGUACAGAUGAUUUUGAUAUCACCUUGAUUGUAUCUCAUAAUUCGUUUUUAUAUGAUCAAGCUGAGAAGUCCAUUGAAGAGUCAACAUUACGGCUGAAAUAUUACAUUAUUUUAACAAGUCGCAGGGAACUGUACCCGAAGCUAGAAAUUGAAAGGAAACUUGGAAAGUUCUGCACAGUUUCAACUGCUACACAUGAACAACCACAGCAGCCUUUGCCUGAUGACCAGUGCAGUGAUAAGAAUGCUUCUGACAGUGAAACUGUUCACAGUGGGCUUGAAUCAUCAACAAGUUCAGAACAUACAAAGGACAUCAGUGUCCCAACACAAACACAGAUAAGACAAGAAUCUGUGAACUACUUGGGCUACUAUUCGUCACACGAACAGUUGAUGCAGCAGCUUAUUUUGGAACAAGCAUCCACUUCAUGUAAUCGCAUAAAGAGCAUGGUAGCAAAAGGAAUGGUUGAUUGCAGAACUCAUUUGUUAUGGGAUAAACUUCAGUGUUCUCCAAAAGACACCAAGGAACUAACAUAUAGUGAGUUCUGUGAAUUAUGUGAAUUGGCUGUUACUGAACCACUUAGUCAUCUCGACCCUCGUCUUGGUCCACUGUUAUGUCAGCCCAUAACAUGGUAUGAAAACUUAGCAAGAACCCUGCUGUACAAGUAUUCUGAACAUAGCCGCCAUUUUGAAGCACCAGAUGGAAGCACACAACAUAUUGUGAUCCUACACCCUCGAUAUCUUGAAGCAUUUAUGAUGCUUUCCAUUGACUUCCUAACCUCGAGAGGUAAUCUGUGCAUAGUGUAUCGGAAACCACAAGAAGGGGGACAUGCUGCAAAUCAGUUGGAAUUUUGUCAAGAUGACAUCAGGUCGUUAGUUGAAGGAUUUGUGAAUGCUUGCUGCUUCCGUCUUUGGAUUGGAUUAUUAUAGAAUGUGUUCCAGAUGAUAAAGGCAGCAUGGUAUUACACUUCUAAGAAUGUUGUUCACUGUUAAUAAUUGCUGUUUAGUUUGUUUAAUGCCAUGACAUUUUGUGUGAAAUGAUAUAUUUUGAUAUUGAAAAUGGCAUGCAACUUUAUUUUUAAUGUUGUACAUAAAAUCAUAUUUUUGCUAGCGCUAUGUUUAUAAAACGUCAUAACUCAUUAAAAGAGCUAUUAUUGGGAAUAGCUACCAGAAAUUAUAUUUUAAAUGUGCUAGUUACCUCGAAGUUCAGUGUUUCAAGUUUUCUACCAUACACAGAUCUGCAUACAACGUUUUUGCUAUGCUGCAAAAAAGCCUGAAAGGACACAGGAAAUGGGUAUUGUUUGUUUCUGUGCUAGAGGGUACACUAAAUAAAUUUAUACAUACCAAUCAAAAUUUCAUCCUCAAUAAAAAAAAUGUAUUGUAUACAGACUUCGUAACCCAUUAACUUAGUGCUAAUGCAAAGAAAUGAAGGCAAAUGAAUUUGUUCUGAGGUGUGUAGAAUAUUAAAGUCAGUGUAAGAGGGAAAGGGGAACUGCUGUAAUAAUCCCACAGACACUGCCAAAAACUAUGAAUUUUGUUGAUAAUAUGGUUGAAAUUUAUUUCUUUAGUAUUAUUUUUUGAAAAUUUUUAUGGAAUUUGUUCAUGUUAUUGUGCCUUAUUUCUCAGUUACUGCACAGAAAUGAAGGCAAAUUAAUUAGUUGUAAAAUUUGUAUGUAAUUAAAGUCAGUGCAGGAGAAGAUAUAUAUUUUCAAAAAUGUAUAAUUUUUGUCAACAGUUUUGGUCUGCUAAUAUUUUGUUCUUUUUAAAACAAUUUUUGUGGAUUUUUUAAUUGUUAUUGCACUUUAUCUAUCAUUAAUUCUCCUUCUUUGUUUUUAAAAGUUUCUCAGUCAUGGCCAUUUGGGCUUGACAAUGUUGUAGAUGUGACUAUUAUUUCACAAAGAGAUUGUACUGAUAUAUUUUAUGUUUUAUUACUAUAUACUGAGAGAGAGAAUUUGUGUCUUCAUUCGUAAUUUAACUACAGAAAUGUCUGCUUUCGACAAGAAAGAUAACAUUCAUACAGACUGUUGGCUCAAGUUUUAAUUUAAUGUAGGUACAUGUUAAUUGCACUGAUUAAUAGAGAAAGUUUGUAAACAAGGAUGUAUACAUUUCUCACUGAAAAAAGCACAAUUUGAAAUUUAAGAUCAACAAGAUCUUGGGUGUACAUGAUAUUGCCUAUAGAAUAGACAUAUAUAAUUAUGUGAAGGUGGCAGUUCAAUGGAGCUGCUCUUUAACUAAACAAGCAAUGUGCCAAGCUAGAGAAUAAGGAAAAAAAUAGAGAGAUGGUAGUUUCAUUUCUGCUGCAUAUGCCAAAGGUAAUUGUCUUUUUUGGUUGUUAUUACUAUUAUCAUUAUUGUUAUUUCAGAGAUUUUAUUUUAUGUUACUAGUUUUUAGAGUAUCUUAAAAUAUGAUGUUAUUGUACAUGAAAUAGACAUUUUUAUAUCCUUAUAGUGAAUUAAACUUAUACAUGAAGAGACAAGUCUCUUUGUUAGUAACAGCAUGUUUAUAAAUAUUUUGUAUGGACAUCCGUCCAUCUCAUACGGGGUGGGGGAUGGUGGGUUUAAGGUAAAUGAGAGGUAUAGCGCAAUGAUGGAAAAUCAGUUCUAGAAGUGUAUGAGAAUUCUGUAACAAAUGAAAACUCUGCACUCCAGAUUCCAGUGUGACUGGAAGGGAGGGGGGUUAGAGUAGGCAAGUGCCGCUCUUUGCUCUUUGCAGCCCCCUCCCCCCACCUUUGCAGAUGCCUAUGACUGUAUCCAUUUUCUGUGGAUUUUUGACAAGCAGCAUUUAACAAUUUUGCCUCUGCUUGAUAUGCUUUGUGUCCAUUUCAUUUACAAUAAUACUACAUAUAAGCUAUAGUCUUUAUGUUGGUGUUUUUGUUCAUAAUAUUUAUUGUAAUGCACAAAAUUGUAUGCCUAUCUCUGUUCAAUCUUACUGCUGUUAUUUAAUGCUUCUAAAAGUGGCGAUACUUUUUUUCCACUUUCUACUCAGGAAUUCAAAACUACGUUUCUUACUAAUGUUUUAUCAUUAUUGUUUAUUGUUAUACUGAACAACCCAUGUAAUAACUACCCUGAUGGAUUGCACAAAAAGGUUGUUUCCUUUUUGACAUUCUUUAAACAAAAGGAGGACUGAUAAUCUCUGCAUAAAUUAUCUCCUUCUGCAUCAAUAUUGUGCAGGAAAUUUUCACUCUAGUAAAUUAUUUGAUAUGAACACAGUAUGAUUGCCUGUCAAUAUUGUUAUAGCUGAAAUUAAAUGCUCAUCUGGUAUGUGGAGACUUCUCAAUCCAUGAAUAGAUUUAUUAAGUGGAUGUGAUACUUGUACUUUAUUUACUCAUUACUGUGUACUGUAAGGCUUACAAAGUACAGAUGUAGCAUAGAAAAACCAGUUGUAAAUGAUAACUGUUAACUGAAAACCAUGUAGAUUCAUUGAGCAGUAGAGUGCUUGUUUUUAUAAGUUUAUCUUAAUUUUAUUUUUUUUUACUUUUCAGAUACUGUAAAGUACACUAUUUUAAUAUGACUGUUACUAUGUAAUUUCAUUAAUUUUAUAAGCCAGUGUGAUGAUUUUAUUUUGCGAAUGCUUAUUUAUGAACUCCAGUAACUGCAAAUUAAGUGGAGUCUAUACAGCUCUCUGCUGCCAACCAGAGACAAAGUGGUGAUUGUUGCAGCUGUACUUUCAGCUACAUUCCUUGUAUAUUCUACAGUUUAUAAUUGCAUACAUAGCUUAUAAUUGUGGUAGCCCUAUCUCUCUCUCUCUCUCUCUCUCUCUCUCUCUCUCUCUGUGUGUGUGUGUGUGUGUGUGUGUGUGUGUGUGUGUGUGUGUCCAGGGGAGCAUGGUGUUUCUAGAAUUUCUGUGAAGUUUUUCUGAGAAUACACAGAAUGGAUACCUAUUAAAGAGAAAUUUGAUCUCAACUGUAAAUAUGUUGUUAUUGUUUGUGCACUGUAAAAUCUCCAUUAAUAAAGAAGUUCAGUGAGAAAAAUAAUGUGAUAGUGAGAUGAUACAGUGUGGGGAACUAUGUGUAAAUGUAGGAUAUCUCCAGUGUUUUCAGUUACUGUAAUAAAAUAUACAUAUUGAAGUACAAAC
Molecule: messenger RNA, 14417 nt
Organism: Schistocerca nitens (vagrant locust)
Lineage: Eukaryota; Metazoa; Arthropoda; Insecta; Orthoptera; Acrididae
Product: KICSTOR complex protein SZT2-like
Exons: 59
Coding region: 63-11273 (3736 amino acids)
Cellular component (GO): peroxisome
Source: RefSeq, a predicted model, not a curated record